UCAAUCUGUGACAUCCAAUCCAACCCUGGCACUAUGGUUCCUCUGCUGAUAGCGUCCAUUAUACUGAGCAGCUCCAUCCCCGGCAGAACGGUGAUCACGAGGGCGGCCACAGAUUGUGGGACUCAGAAGAAGGAUGUUCUCUUCCUUGUCCACCGUUCUCAAAGCAUGAACAUAUCUGAGUUUGCCAUCCUGAAACAGAUGCUGGUUGAUAUUGUCGAUACAUUCACUAUCAAUUCGGAUGAUAACGUCAAGGUUAGUAUUAUCACAUAUCAAACUGUAAUGAUGAAUUUACCGAGUGACAAGUCAGAACUGAAGAAUGCCAUUUUGAGUUUGAAGCAUCGAUCGGAAAAGCCACCGAUAUCUGCAUUACAGGCAAUUAGAACGGCACAACUUUAUAUUUUUGGACAUGGAGAUCGGUCUGAUGCGGCUAAUGUUGCUCUACUUAUCGCCGGUGAUCGACUGAAUGAAAUUGAGGAAUCUCUCUCGACCCGUGACGAUAUGAAAGUGGAACAGAAAGUGGAAUGGUUUUGUCUUGGAGUGAAGAAUGCAGAUGUUCAACAGUUGAAUCGUUUUGCAAGUAACUCGACACACGACCACGUGUUCUACUCUGAGAGUUACAACAACUUGGGGAAGCUGGUUCCGAGACUUGCACAGAUCACAUGCGAUCCCUCUGACCGAUCUUCUAACACGGGUAUCGAUGGUACCUCGCAGGCUCCCAGGAAAAUCAGGACGAAUCUUUACCACCGACAAUCCCAUCGGAUCAGUGGCUGUCCAGCCGCCAUGACAACCUAUGCAGAGUCAUCUAUUGCUUGUGGCGUUCAGUGCAGUUCGAGUGAAAGCUGUAUGGGUUUCAAUAUGGCGCUAAAGGCAGACAUCUUGAAUACAUGUCAGUUGGUGACAUGCGCAGUGACAUACAAUUUGACGGCAUCUGGAGAUCAUGACUUCUAUCAGCGAAUGUAGAGGCGGAACUUGUGUUCCCUCAAGUCGCGACGUCGUCGCCAUUUGUAUUUUGUGUCUUGUGAUGUUUGUGUUAGUGACAGCAAAAACGUACAAUGACGUCGCUCUACUCUAAAUGUUAUUUGUGGUGUGAUAUAUUCAUUGUUUUAUUUCUAUUGAUGCUUUCAAGAAAACGAACGAGCAACAACUUGUUGCAAAGAACUAUCAUGACACCCUUUGGGGUGUGAGGUGUGAGGUGCGAGAUGUAAGGUUUGGGUUGUAGG
Molecule: messenger RNA, 1220 nt
Organism: Haliotis rufescens (red abalone)
Lineage: Eukaryota; Metazoa; Mollusca; Gastropoda; Lepetellida; Haliotidae
Exons: 5
Coding region: 34-960 (308 amino acids)
Source: RefSeq, a predicted model, not a curated record